This is a messenger RNA of Aureococcus anophagefferens, 360 nucleotides long. RefSeq lists its product as hypothetical. The annotation marks the transcript as partial. Gene Ontology annotation, molecular function: structural constituent of ribosome. The record is from RefSeq and is a predicted model, not a curated record. Gene Ontology annotation, cellular component: cytosolic large ribosomal subunit; ribosome. Gene Ontology annotation, biological process: translation. The transcript has a single exon. Lineage: Eukaryota; Pelagophyceae; Pelagomonadales; Pelagomonadaceae.
AUGGGCGUCAUCAAGAGCGGCAAGGUCGUCAUCGUGCUCCAGGGCCGCUUCGCGGGCCACAAGGCCAUCGUCGUCAAGGCCUACGACGAGGGCACGCCCGACAAGAAGUUUGCGCACGCGGUCGUCGCGGGCAUCGACCGCUACCCGCGCAAGGUCACGCGGUCCAUGUCCAAGGACAAGAUCGUCAAGCGCACGAAGAUGAAGCCCUUCCUCAAGGCCAUCAACUACACCCACCUCAUGCCCACGCGCUACGUCGUCGACCUCGACCUCAAGAAGAUCGUCGAGGAGAACGGCCUCAAGGAGGGCCGAUCCGAGGCGCGCAAGGCGAUCAAGAAGGUCUUCGAGGAGCGGUACCACAAC